This is a messenger RNA of Guyanagaster necrorhizus, 1035 nucleotides long. RefSeq lists its product as uncharacterized. The record is from RefSeq and is a predicted model, not a curated record. Lineage: Eukaryota; Fungi; Basidiomycota; Agaricomycetes; Agaricales; Physalacriaceae. Bases 1 to 1035 code for a protein of 344 amino acids. Gene Ontology annotation, molecular function: phosphatidylserine decarboxylase activity. The transcript has 6 exons. Gene Ontology annotation, biological process: phospholipid biosynthetic process.
AUGUUUAGGAUCCCCUGGAUACACAAACUCCUACCCGAGCUGGAGAAACUUGCAGCUCAGUACCACAUUGGAAACUACGUUGUGGUCAGAGGAACUGGGGAGAAGGUCUUUGAAAGUAUGCCGAUUUAUGCAAGAAUUGGCAUGCAUCUUUUGUUUUACGGCAAAGGGCAGAUUCUCCUCCUGGGAAUCGAGACGGUUGCAAACUUUCUGAAACGACUGUCGAUCAAACAAGGCAAGAUAUACGACAGUCCCGGGUCCGUGGCUUCUAUUCCUUCCUUUGUCAAGACGUAUUCUCUUUCACUCAAAGAGUUAUUGGAACCCGACAUCAAGAAAUACAGUUGUUUCAAUGAUUUUUUCUCUAGAAAACUGAAGCCAGACGCUCGGCCAGUGCAAAAUGCGCAAGAUACCCUCGGGAUAUGUAGCGCAGCGGACUGCCGCCUCGUUGUGUAUCAGACCUUCGAUUUGGCACGGGAGUUUUGGGUGAAAGGACGUAAUUUUACCGUCCCCGAGUUGUUGGAUGUUCCUCCCACCUCCGACACAGCUAUCACUUUUGAUGGUUCGAGUAUGGCGAUAUUCCGGUUGGCGCCUCAGGAUUACCAUCGCUUCCAUUGCCCCAUUGACGGCGUGAUCGAUGGAGAGCCCGUCAAUGUUCCGGGCCAAUAUUAUACAGUCAACCCGCAAGCAGUAAACCAGCCUUCGUUUGACGUAUUCACGGCGAAUGUUCGGUCGAUAAUAUACAUGACACAUGAGCCGACUGGAAAGAAAGUGGCUUUCAUUGCUGUUGGCGCGUUGUUGGUGGGUAGUGUCGUCUGGACGUACGGAGGAGAUGCGGAUGAUAAGAAGUCCGCUGCGGUGAAGAGGGGGGAGGAAUUGGGGUGCUUCAGGUAUGGUGGCAGCACCAUUGUAGCGUUGUUUGAGAGAGGAUUGCUUGAGUUUGAUGCUGAUCUCAUAAAAAACUCAGAAGAAGCACUUGAGACGCUAGUGAAGGUUGGAGAUUCUGUUGGGACUUCGGUCAAAGAGUCGUGUGCUCGUUAA